UUUCUUCUGACUUUCAUUUUUCAGACCGAAAAACAAAGAGACUCACAUUAUAGUACUUUUUCUGCUCCUGAACUUAUUCUUUGCGCCCGCCCAGGUGCUUGUUGUGACCACUGUGACUCUUCCUCAUACUAUGUCUGUUACUGCUAGCUGCCACUUUUACGUUUUCUAAACAACCCUAACCCCACGACCCCACCAGACGCAAGCGACAAAAUGACCGUGCCGAUCAAUCUGUCCGAAGAGAACAUCGGUCUGCUUUUCGACCACUGCGCGAAGCAGGCCUGUGUGCCGGAGGACAUCCAAGAGUACGCCAAAGAAGUUUCCGUGCAGAUUGCCAUGGGCGCAGAUACUACCUCCCUCGAACAGGAUCUGCUGGAUUCGAUUCUCGAAAUCCUCGAAGAGGCGGGUAUGGAGACUCCGGAAGCGUUUUUGAAAGAAGUCGCAAACCUCUGCAAAACCGCCAUGCAGCAAAACGGCAGAAUAGACGACUUGAUAGCAGGAGGAGGAUCAUCUUCACCUACAGCAGGAGCUGUUAGUCCGACAAAAGACGGAACGACCGCGUCACCUGCGAUGAAAAAGACGACAGCAGAAGUAGCAGAUGAGAUGAAAGGCGAAAAAGCGGAUCCAUUUGUGGACCAGAGCCUCGCGAAGCUGAUGGCAGCAUCAGCAGCUUCGGACAAGCAGCCGACCAAGGACGAGGACAGAACGCCUUCAACCUCCUCUUUCAGUCCGGGAAGCAGAAUACAACAGAGCGACAAGUACGUUUGUCGGGUGCCAAAUCUGAUGCUCCUGUACGGUGGCGGGAAGCUUUUGCUAAAAAGCGCGACCCUCGAUUUGCAGCGGGGCCACAGGUACGGCAUUGUGGGUAAAAACGGAGCGGGUAAAACGACUCUGCUCACCAUGAUUGCAACGGGGAAAAUCGUCGAUUUGCCGUUGGGCAAAUACGACAUUGUUUCCGUGCAGGCCUCCGUCGCGUCCAGCAGUGGCUCGGUAUACGAGUACGCGAUCGAGGCAUUCCACAGAUUCAGGGCCGCGAAAGAAGCACAGAAUACCGAAACAGCGGAAGAGGUACAGACUGAAUGAUGCUUGGAUUUUUAGACGUAAUUCCUUGUCUAUGCGCAUGACCCUGAAAAGACGCGGCCGGCUGUUUUACCGAUUCGAAUAAGUGGUGUUCUCUGAUGAAGUUUUGGAAUACAGUUUUUCCUCACUUGAAAUUGAAUAAAUACAGGUCGUCCGCAGCGCCCUCGAGAUGGUCGGUUUCUGUGACCCCUCCGCAAAAGAUCAGGACAACUCCCCGACCCCGCGCAGCAACCAAUCCCCCACCAGCACGGGAACUGCAAAUAAUAGCAGCGACAUCCGCGAAGACACGAAAAUGCGGCGCUCGUGGGAGGAAAACGUCGCCGAGUUGAGCGGGGGCUGGCGAAUGCGACUGUCUCUCGCGGUGGGCAAAAUCGAGUGCGCGGCCCCGGACAUUCUGCUUCUGGACGAACCGACCAAUCACUUGGACGUGAACGCGGUGAGGUGGCUGGCGGGGUAUUUGACCACCACGCUACCAACAAAAACUGCCGUCCUGAUCGUGUCCCACGACGCGGAGUUUUUGGAAAAGGUCUGCACGGACGUGAUCCACUUCGAAAACCAGAAACUCGACUACUAUUCUGGCGGUUUUACCGAAUUCCGCAAAGCCCUGGGCAUGAGCGACGCCGAGAUGCAAGAUUUGCUCCAGACCAUGGCGCACGCGACCGGCGGGGGUGCGACCGGCACAGACGAUGGCAGUGCGCCCCAGGCCUACCAGCGCCGACCCGAGCUGGACGAAGCCGACCGGAAAGUCGCAGACAGUUUGGCGUUUCUGAACCUCGACGACACCCUCGGCAAGGAGGUCCCGAAGCAGGGAGAAGACUCGAAGUGGGUGGGAUGCGCACCGGCUGGGGGAGUGGACAAACUUUCCUUCCCGAUACCCGGAAAGCUGGACGGCAUCGCCAACGACAAAAAAUCCAUCCUGGAGCUGAAAAACAUCAAGUACUCUGACACGUGAUAGAUGUUGUUUUGACCUGUAGACGAUGUGGAAAACUAGAGUUGCAAUCUUCGUGUAAGUGUAAUUUGCCGCAUUUAGUACUUUACUUUACUAGUACACCAUCACCCACCACUUCAUCAACCACACACGACGCAUCAGUUUUCGCUACUCCGAGACGGCACCCAUGGUUCUAGAGAACGUCAAUUGCCGGCUCACCAUCGCGUCUCGCGUCGCGUUGGAAGGUGCGAACGGUGCGGGGAAAUCCACUUUACUCGGACUCCUUUCCGGUGAGCUUGCUCCCGACUUGGAGCUGAAGGCAAGCGGCGCGGCGGAGCCGAUCAUGUAUAAGCACAGGAACCUGCGCCUUGCUUACAUCGCACAGCACCACACCUUCCACUUGCAGGAGUUUGCAAUCUGUAGUCCUUUGGUGUACAUGCAAAAACGGUUCAAAAACGGCUACGACGAGGAACUGCAGAAGCGGUUGCUGACGCUUUCGCCCGACGAAGAGCAGUAUGUGAUUGAGCAGGCAAAAAAGCAGGGGAAGUACGGCAAGCGCGUCCGAGACAUCGCGGGAAGGCAAAAGCGCGGGAAGGAAUUCUACUACGAGGUAUGAUUUUUGCUUGAUGCGACGAAGCAUUCGAGCGAUGCUGAAGCAGUUAAGCAGUUAUUUGCUACAAGUUUGUGGUAUGACUUUGUCUUUGACUUUCACUUUGUUUUCCCGUGCCAUCAGCAUUUGCACCAUUCAACACCCAACAGAUCCAGUGGCAAGACCUUCCGGACAGCAAGCAAAACACGUUCGAGCCGCAGUCCAAGCUCCGCCAAAUGGGCGUCGAGAACGUGUGUCGGGCGUACGACGAGCGGCAGCAAGCGGUGGCCGCGGGCAAUGACCAGCGGCCGCUGUCCAACCGCGAGAUUCUGAAGCACUUCGAAAACUUCGGGUUUGACGAAGACAUGGUGGAACGCAGGCAGUUGGGGAGCUUCAGUAUGGGGCAGAAAUCUCGGUUGCUACUCGCCGCGUCCAUGUGGGUCAAGCCGCACUGCCUGUUCCUCGACGAACCAACAAACUACAUCGAUCAGGAAACGCUGGACGCCUUGGAGAAGGCGUUGAAGUUUUUCCGCGGGGCGGUUUUGAUCGUCAGUCACAACCACGAUUUUCUGAAACGAGUGUGCACCGAGCACUGGCGGGUCGAAGACAAAAAGGUGGCAACUGCUGGGAUGAAAAAAUAGUAGUAUAGAGCGAUCAUGAAGUAAGAAAGUACACAAAGAAAAGCACGAUAUUUCUCUUCUCGAAAGGCGCCAAUCUGCCGGUAAGAAUUUUCAUAGUGCAGCCAUGUAGUUCUUGCCGUGUAAAUAGAUCUCGAUCUUUCACAUCGAAACACGAUCAGAAACUGUUGACCUUGAC
This is a messenger RNA of Amoebophrya sp. A120, 3410 nucleotides long. NCBI's taxonomy places the organism in Eukaryota, Dinophyceae, Syndiniales, Amoebophryaceae. The record is from the annotation of a GenBank genome assembly.